Camellia sinensis is the source of this 873-nucleotide messenger RNA. The record is from RefSeq and is a predicted model, not a curated record. Lineage: Eukaryota; Viridiplantae; Streptophyta; Magnoliopsida; Ericales; Theaceae.
AUGCUUGUUGGAUGGAAGAUAUCACUAUUGUUGUAUAUUAUACAGAAAAAGUAUGUGGGUUUUGUUCAAAUUGAUGAAAACACAAUUGACAAAAUCAGUAGUGCACAACCUAACGCCAAGCUAGUGCUCCAAGCCUAUUCUUAUUUCCAGACCUUAAAACCUCAUAUUUCCAAUUAUGAGUGUGCUAGGUCCAAAGUGAACAAAUUGACAAAAGAAUUUCGUGAAUUGAUGAAUAGAGAUGAUGCUGCUCACAAUACUUUCAAGUUGAUUGAGAUUGAGUUGGGGUUGAUGUAUGACAUGCUCUUCAGUAAGGUAGGCACAAUUUUUACAGUAUGUGGAAGCAUUCUCAGACUCAUUUCCAUCUCUUGCAUCGUCACUGUGUUGGUGGGCUUUUUAUUAGUUAAAAAGCCUGAUGGGCAUUUAAAAGGUGAUCUUCCGAUAACCAUAAUUUUGCUAGUUGGAGCCAUUUGUUUAGAAAUAGGUGGAGCUCUUGUGCAACUUGGUUCAGAUUGGGCAAUUGUUUGGGCAUGUACGCAUUACCCGAGUAAGUUGGUCACUCCAGUUUUUAAUCUUCACGAAUUUGUGAUCUCUAAAAACAAAAGAUGGUCUGAGGUUAUGGGACAAUUUAGCUUGCGAAACUUUUGCAACAAAUAUGAACGGACAAAGUUCGAUGACAUGGUGGUGGGUCUAUGUGGCAUCGAAAAAAGAUGGAAGAAAUUCAGCCUACCAUCGCAUAGAGUCGACCAUAGUAUCAAAGAACUUAUCAUCUGUCAGCUUGGUAAGAUAUCACAGAAUGAUUUGGAAGUUGAAACUCCACAGGCUUAUACCAUUAAAAGAGGUGAGUGGACCCCUGGCAAACGUAUUGCCGUUUGA